Messenger RNA from Cynara cardunculus var. scolymus (artichoke), 3003 nucleotides. RefSeq names its product phospholipase D delta-like. The transcript is spliced from 10 exons. Gene Ontology annotation, biological process: phospholipid catabolic process; phosphatidylcholine metabolic process. The record is from RefSeq and is a predicted model, not a curated record. The coding region runs from base 194 to 2737 and encodes 847 amino acids. NCBI's taxonomy places the organism in Eukaryota, Viridiplantae, Streptophyta, Magnoliopsida, Asterales, Asteraceae. Gene Ontology annotation, molecular function: D-type glycerophospholipase activity; calcium ion binding. Gene Ontology annotation, cellular component: plasma membrane.
CGCCGCCGUUCGCCGGAGAUCCCAACGGCACUACUACAAUCACCGUCGUACCGUCCCAGUAUCUCCGGCGGUCAAUCGGUUCUUCAAGUCAAAACAAACAAACUUUCAGUGCAGUUACUUUAAUCAAUUAUACAUAAAACCGAUUUUGUUUUUGAUACUUUGGAAAUAAUAUUACUAGAGUGGUGCAGCCACGAUGCCAAGUGGUACUGAUUCAGAUUCGAUUGUUUAUCUUCACGGCGACCUCGAUUUAACGAUAGUCGAAGCUCGAUGUUUGCCAAAUAUGGAUUUGUUAACUGAGCGUGUGCACCGCUGCUUCACGAUCUUUGAUUGUUGUAAAUCACCUUUAUUGAAAAAAAGAAGCAAAUCGCAGCGCCGUCGUAAGAUCAUCACCAGUGAUCCUUACGUGACAGUCAGCGUUGGGGGAGCCACCGUCGCACGAACGCGCGUGAUAUCCAACUCUCAAGACCCUGUAUGGAACGAGCAUUUUAUCACGCCGCUGGCGCACCCGGUGUCUCAUCUGGAGUUUCAGGUUAAAGACAAUGAUGUUUUCGGAGCGGAUUUGAUCGGGAUCGUCGUCAUCUCUGCCGAGAGGGUAAUGUCCGGAGAGUUAAUCGACGAUUGGUUCCCGAUAAUUGGUCCGAGUGGUAAACCGCCAAAACCUAACGCGGCAUUACGGUUACAGCUCAGAUUCAUUUCUUGCGAUGAUCGGAACAAGGGAAAUGCACUUGGCAUCAAUGAGUUAUUUGACCUAAAAGAUAGUUAUUUUCCGGUGAGACACGGGGGAAAUGUGACAUUGUAUCAGGAUGCGCACGUCGGGGAAGCGCAGUUACCGGAGAUCGAAUUGGAUGGAGAGUGUAAAUUUUACAAGCAGAGAGGGUGUUGGGAAGAUAUAUGUCAUGCUAUCUUAGAGGCUCAUCAUUUGGUGUAUAUCGUUGGGUGGUCGAUUUACGAUAAGGUGAGGCUGGUUAGAGAGCCUAGCAAACCAUUACCAAGUGGUUGGGAUUUGACUCUUGGCGAGUUGCUCAAGUACAAAUCACAAGAAGGGGUGAGGGUUUUGUUGCUGGUUUGGGAUGAUAAGACGUCACACAACAAGUUCUUAAUCAAAACGGAGGGAGUUAUGCAAACUCACGAUGAAGAGACGCGGAAGUUUUUCAAACACUCCUCUGUCCACUGUGUGCUGUCACCUCGAUAUGCAAGCAAUAAGCUUAGCAUUUUCAAGCAACAGGUGGUUGGGACCCUCUACACCCAUCAUCAGAAAUGUGUUAUUGUGGAUACACAAGCCCAUGGAAAUAACAGGAAGAUAUCUGCCUUUCUUGGUGGUUUGGACCUUUGUGACGGACGCUAUGACACACCAGAGCAUCGUUUAUUUCGUGAUCUCGACACUGUGUUUGAGAAUGAUUACCACAAUCCAACAUUUACGGCAGGUACAAAAGGUCCAAGACAACCAUGGCAUGAUUUACAUUGCAAAAUUGAUGGUCCUGCUGCAUAUGAUGUGCUCAAAAACUUUGAGCAACGGUGGAGAAAAGCCACAAAAUGGUCCGAAUUUGGAAGGCGUUUCAAAAGAGUAUCUCAUUGGCAUGAUGAUUCAUUAAUCAAGAUAGAGCGCAUUUCCUGGAUACUCAGUCCUACGUCAACUAUCCCAAAUGAUGAUCCUGCAUUGUGGGUUUCUAACGAAGUAGAUCCUGAAAACUGGCAUGUUCAGGUUUUUCGCUCAAUUGAUUCUGGUUCUGUGAAAGGAUUUCCUAAGGAUGUUCGUCUAGCUGAAUCUCAGAAUCUAGUCUGUGCAAAAAAUCUGGUCAUUGAUAGAAGCAUUCAGAAAGCAUAUAUCCAAGCCAUAAGAUCCGCUAAGAACUUCAUCUAUAUUGAGAACCAGUAUUUCAUUGGGUCGUCAUAUGCAUGGCAUUCCUAUAGAGAUGCAGGUGCUGAUAAUUUAAUUCCUGUGGAACUGGCAUUGAAGAUUGCUAGCAAGAUAAGAGCAAAUGAGAGAUUUUCGGUUUAUGUGGUCAUUCCAAUGUGGCCCGAGGGUGUCCCUAGUUCAGCAUCUGCUCAAGAAAUUCUGUUUUGGCAGGCACAAACUAUGCAAAUGAUGUAUGAAGUAAUUGCUCGAGAGCUGAAGAAUUUGAAUCUUGAGAAUGCACAUCCACAAGACUACUUAAAUUUCUACUGUCUUGGUAACCGUGAACAAUGCGAGGACCAAGUGUCAAAUUCAGGCAGCCACAGCUCUUCUAAUGGUGGUGGUUCGAUUUCGGCUUCUCAAAAGCAUGGAAGGUUCAUGAUUUAUGUACAUGCUAAAGGGAUGAUAGUAGACGAUGAGUAUGUGAUAUUGGGGUCUGCCAACAUUAAUCAACGAUCUAUGGCAGGCUCAAGAGAUACGGAGAUAGCCAUGGGUGCUUAUCAGCCCCAUCACACAUGGGCUCAGAAGAAAAAGCACCCCCGUGGUCAAGUAUAUGGAUACAGAAUGUCACUAUGGGCAGAACACAUGGGAAAGGUCGAAGACUAUUACAAGGAGCCAGAAAGCUUAGCCUGUGUGCAGAACGUAAACAAGCUUGCAGAAGAUAACUGGAAUAAAUUCACAGCUGACGACUACACUCCCUUGCAAGGCCAUCUUCUCAAGUAUCCAAUCAAAGUUGAUGCGGAUGGAAAAGUAAGCUCUUUGCCCGGGCAUGAACAUUUCCCCGAUGUUGGUGGUAAGGUCCUCGGUUAUCCAUCCACCCUCCCUAAUGCUUUAACUACAUAGGUUUCAGUUUCAUCCAUAUUUUGUGAAUUUUUGGCUUUUCGUACAUAUGUACCAUUAAAAUCUCACAUGGAUUGAUGAAGCAUAUAUGCCGGGGGCGGGGAGGGGGUAUGCAUGCUUGUUUUUUGUCUGUUAGGUGGUUUAUGCACUGAAACCAUAAGAGUUGAGGUAAAUAUGCAUGUCAAUGAUGUUCCUUUUGUAAUUGUCAACAUGUACAUCCUGUUGUUUGAACACAUUGUUUCAUGAGAUCAAAAUGGUUGGAAAUAAAA